CAGCGGCCCGGGACGGGCGGCCGCAGCCAGCUGCCCGCCGCGCCGAGGGACCGCUGGGCGGCGGAGAGCAGAUGGAAAAACCGGUAUCAGACUUAUAUUCUCACUGUAAACAACUCUAAAACUGGGAAAACACAGGAGGCAGCUGUUUUCAGGCAUCAGGCAAUAGGCAGCGCUGGUCUGUAAUCCUGGAAAGAAAGGAAACACCAGGUUAUAAAACAUGGAGGCUGGCUCAGUGGUUCGAGCCAUCUUUGACUUUUGCCCUAGUGUAUCAGAAGAACUACCGCUCUUUGUAGGAGAUAUUAUUGAGGUGUUGGCAGUGGUGGAUGAAUUUUGGCUUCUAGGAAAGAAAGAAGAUGUUACAGGACAGUUCCCCAGCAGUUUUGUGGAAAUUGUGACCAUCCCCAGUCUAAAAGAAGGAGAGAGGCUGUUUGUCUGUAUCUGUGAAUUUACAUCCCAAGAAUUAAACAGUCUUCCUCUCCACCGAGGCGACCUAGUGAUUCUCGAUGGUGCUCCCACUGCCGGCUGGCUGCAGGGCCGAAGCUGCUGGGGCGCACGGGGCUUCUUCCCGUCCUCGUGUGUCCGGGAGCUCUGCCUGUCCUCACGGAGCCAGCAGUGGCACUCGCAGAGUGCCUUGCUCCAGAUUCCUGAGUACUCGAUGGGACAAGCCCGGGCGCUGAUGGGGCUUUCUGCCCAGCUGGAUGAGGAGCUGGACUUCAGAGAAGGGGAUGUGAUUACCAUUACUGGAGUUCCUGAACCAGGCUGGUUUGAGGGGGAAUUAGAUGGUCGAAGAGGCAUUUUUCCAGAAGGUUUUGUAGAGCUUUUGGGGCCCCUGAGGACUGUGGAUGAGUUGGUAAGUUCUGGAAAUCACGACGAUUGCAUUGUUAACGGUGAAGAAGACACCCCUACAGGAGAAGAGGAGAGGGAGCCCGAAGAGGAUGAGGAGCAGCCAGGGACCUAUGGAAUUGCCCUCUACAGAUUCCAAGCCCUGGAGCCAAAUGAGUUGGAUUUUGAGGUAGGUGAUAAAAUCCGAAUUCUGGGGACGCUGGAAGAUGGCUGGCUGGAAGGAUCACUGAAGGGCAGGACAGGCAUCUUUCCUUACCGAUUUGUAAAGCUCUUUCCUAAAACAAGAGCAGAGGAGACCAUGGACGUGCCAGAGGAAAGCAGCCCUGCUGAGAUCCCUGACACUUCUCUGGAUUGUUCUGAGAACUCCAUAGUAGUAGAAGGAAGAAGACAUGAAACUCUCGAAUAUAAAGCGGAGAAGUCCAACUGUGUUAUUUCUGAAACAUCUGCUUCUCCCCUGGAGCAUCUGACUUUUGCGUAUGAAGUAAACAAAAAUUCUCAUCAGGACGAGGGCACCUCAGGAGGGCCCCUGAGAAGCCCAGGCCUGGGGCACGAACAGCCUCUUGCCAAAGACUGUUUUGCAAAGGAUCCUUCAGAGACUGUCAAUGGGGUUUCCUCUCAACCUCAGGUACCUUUUCGUCCCAGACUGCAGAAAAACCAGUAUUAUUCUCCAGCGGGAGGGAGCCUCCUAAGCUCAGAGCAGUAUCCUGACCCUGUUCCCUUCGAAGCAAGGACUAAAGACUACUCCAGCCUACCUCCCAGAGGAAUGCACUCCCCACCAAAAACCCUUCAGAAGCCAGUGCGACCUCCUCACAGUGGCUCUAGUCUUUUUGUCCCUAGGGUAGUCAGACCCAGCCAGUUGAGCCCUCAGCUCCAGGGCAUGGUAAGAUGUGUUAAAAAGCCCCACAAGCUCAAAGAAAAUGCCUCUGGCUUUUGUUCUGGAUCAGAGGUGAAGCCUGGUCUGCAAGAUAAAGGGUUCGCAGUGGAAGCAAUGACACUUGUGCAGGGAGAAGGCAGCACUGACCUGGAUUCUAAGUUGACACAACAGCUGAUAGAGUUUGAGAAGAGCUUGUCAGGACCCGGCACAGAACCAGAUAAAAUUUUGCGCCACUUUUCAAUCCUGGACUUUAACUCCGAGAAGGACAUUGUCCGAGGUUCCUCAAAGCUACUCAGCCAGCAGGAGCUGCCUGAGAGGAGAAAAGCCCUAAGGCCACCGCCACCACGGCCCUCUGUUCCAGCGUCCACUUCUCCCCAGAGCCUGAAACCUGAACCUCCCUUGGCAGUGCGACCCUCUCGCCCAGCUCCCCUGCCUCCCCCGGCACAGCACAGAAUGAUAUCCCCCAGGCUCCUAACCUGUCCCCAUCCUAGCUGUGAGACCCCAGAAAAGGAAGGCCCUGAGAAUAUGGAACAGACUCCGGACCAAACUUCCCCGUGUCCGUUAGUACUGGUGAGGAUUCAGGAAAUGGAACAGGACUUGGAUAUGUGUAGCGGGGCUCAAGAAGAGCUAAACGUGACGGUGGAGGAGAAGCAAGAUGAAUCAUUAAGGGCAGAGACCCUUGAGGACCUUGAGUUCUACGAGAGCAACAUUGAAAGUCUGAAUAUGGAACUCCAGCAACUUAGAGAAAUGACGCUCCUCUCCUCCCAGUCCUCAUCACCAGUGGCCCCUCCUGGGUCUGUGUACACCGAAAACCCAGAGCAGAGGAUGCUGGAGAAGAGAGCCAAGGUGAUAGAAGAACUUCUGCAGACGGAAAGAGACUACAUUCGGGAUCUGGAAAUGUGCAUUGAGCACAUCAUGGUGCCUCUGCAGCAGGCACAGAUACCAAACAUUGAUUUUGAAGGACUUUUUGGAAAUAUGCAGAUGGUGAUUAAGGUCUCAAAGCAGUUAUUGGCUGACCUGGAAAUCAGCGAUGCUGUAGGGCCUGUGUUUCUUGAUCACCGGGAUGAGCUUGAGGGAACGUACAAGGUCUACUGCCAGAAUCAUGAUGAGGCCAUUUCACUGCUGGAAAUCUAUGAGAAGGAUGAGAAGAUCCAGAAGCAUCUUCAGGACUCCUUGGCCGAUCUCAAGAGCCUGUACACAGAAUGGGGGUGCACAAAUUACAUUAACCUGGGCUCCUUCCUCAUCAAGCCAGUCCAGAGAGUAAUGCGCUACCCACUGCUGCUGAUGGAGUUGCUGAAUUCCACCCCAGAAUCUCACCCCGAUAAAGUGCCCUUAACCAAUGCAGUCCUGGCAGUCAAGGAGAUCAACGUUAACAUUAAUGAAUAUAAACGUCGAAAGGACCUGGUCCUCAAGUACCGAAAAGGUGAUGAAGACAGCCUCAUGGAGAAAAUUUCCAAACUGAACAUCCACUCCAUCAUCAAGAAAUCCAACCGAGUUAGCAGUCACCUGAAGCACCUCACUGGCUUUGCUCCACAGAUAAAAGAUGAAGCAUUUGAAGAAACAGAAAAGAACUUCCGAAUGCAAGAAAGAUUGAUCAAAUCUUUUAUCCGAGACCUGUCUCUCUACCUCCAGCAUAUCCGGGAAUCAGCGUGUGUGAAAGUGGUGGCUGCCGUGAGCAUGUGGGAUGUGUGCAUGGAGAAGGGGCACCGAGACUUGGAGCAGUUCGAGAGGGUGCAUCGUUACAUCAGUGAUCAGCUCUUCACAAAUUUUAAGGAAAGGACAGAGCGGCUUGUCAUCUCUCCCCUAAACCAGUUACUGAGCAUGUUCACGGGGCCCCAUAAGCUGGUGCAGAAGCGCUUUGAUAAGCUUCUGGACUUUUACAACUGCACAGAGCGGGCAGAGAAGUUAAAGGACAAGAAGACUCUGGAGGAGCUGCAGUCGGCCCGGAACAACUACGAGGCCCUGAACGCGCAGCUGCUGGAUGAGCUGCCCAAGUUCCACCAGUACGCCCAGGGCCUCUUCACCAACUGCAUCCACGGCUACGCAGAGGCCCAUUGCGACUUUGUGCGCCAGGCGCUGGAGCAGCUGAAGCCUCUGCUUUCAUUGCUUAAAGUCGCCGGCAGAGAGGGAAACCUUAUCGCCAUCUUCCACGAAGAGCACAGCAGAGUUCUGCAGCAGCUCCAGGUUUUCACCUUCUUCCCAGAGUCGCUUCCGGCUGCCAGGAAGCCGUUUGAGAGGAAAACCGUGGACCGCCAGUCGGCCCGGAAGCCGCUCCUGGGCCUGCCAAGUUACAUGCUACAGUCGGAAGAACUUCGGGCCUCCCUUCUGGCAAGGUAUCCCCCUGAAAAACUCUUCCAAGCAGAACGGAACUUCAAUGCCGCUCAAGACUUAGAUGUCUCACUUCUGGAAGGUGACCUGGUGGGCGUGAUCAAAAAGAAGGACCCCAUGGGCAGUCAGAACCGCUGGCUGAUUGACAAUGGAGUCACCAAAGGCUUUGUGUACAGCUCCUUCCUGAAGCCCUACAACGCCCGCCGCAGCCACUCCGAUGUCUCUGUUGGCAGCCACUCCUCCACCGAGUCGGAGCAUAGCAGCUCCUCUCCCAGAUUCCCACGGCAGAACAGCAGCAGCACCUUGACCGUCAACCCCAGCAGCAUGGCUGUGUCCUUUACCUCAGGGUCUUGCCAGAAACAGCCUCAAGAUGCAUUGAAGGAAGUAGACCAAGAAACUCUCAGUGCAUCCUUAAACUUGGGUUGCUCAGACAGCAGUCUUUCCAGGUGCCCUUCAGACCCAGACCCCAGCUCCCAGCCCAGGCCAUGGGACUCUAUGGAAGCAGUCAGAGACAUUAACCAGCCUGCCCCUGCCCUCAGGAGCCACAGAAACUCCAGGCAUCCAGAAAUGGUAGGUUACUCCCUACCAGGGCGAAAUGGGCAGGGAAAAGACCUCAUAAAAGGAUGUACAAGAACAACCCAGUCUCUGGAAGACAGAAGUGAAGAGCCAGAAAGCAGUGAGGCAGAAGGCAACCAGGUCUAUUUUGCUGUCUAUACCUUUAAGGCACGGAACCCAAAUGAGCUGAGUGUGUCAGCCAAUCAGAGACUCAAGAUCCUGGAGUUUAAAGAUGUUACAGGAAAUACAGAGUGGUGGUUAGCCGAAGUUAAUGGGAAGAAGGGCUAUGUUCCAUCCAAUUAUAUCCGCAAAACUGAAUACACCUGAGCCAUUCUCCCUCCCGCUCAACCUUGCUGCCUUCACUUUCCUUCUGCUGAAGGGUUCUGGUGGCCCCCAAGAGGGCACCUGCUCCUGGGACACAGGCCCUGUCUACAUUGCUUAACCACGGCACAGUGGGGCACAAGAUGGGUCUUGUUCACCACCACUGGGUUGUGUCAAUCUUGAUGCUCACUAGACUUUCUAGGAUUUGAAAUGGACCCUAGGGCUAUGAAGGAUUCAGUGACCAUGAGAAGAGGCAAGUCGUGGGUCAGCCUUUGGGAAUGAGAAGCCGCCAGCCGGAAAACCAGUAUUGUAUGUAUGCUGGAAGCUGUGCUACAGCAUUAGAUGUUGGCGCUGGUUACACCAUACUGAGUUUGGGGUGGUCCUGUGCUCCACGAACAAAUGACCAGAAAUUGACUUGGAUGACGAAUUCUCCGGGAGCCCUUUUAGACUGUGCUUCUGCAUGUGGCAAGGAGUUUGUUGAGAUUGUAUCAAAUCUGGUGUUUCAGAGCUUCAGUGUUCAGCACACACAUUCACGCAUACACACCCGCCCCUAAUUCCUAAAAGUCCCUAAAACACUACCAUCUGUAAUCUUUUUCUUAUUUAUUUCAAAUACUGCAUUUCCAGAUUGGCUCUGCAAAAUUCUGUUGUUUUCUCUUUUUAAAAAAUAUUUACGGUCUGUAUUUCCCUUCGAUCUUUAUCUGGAAGGUUCUCUUCCCUUUUAGGUGUAUAGCCACCUAUACUUUCAAACAGCCACCUCUGCUUUAUCGAGUCCAUGUGUGAUCUCUCCUAGCCCUUCACCUGCAAUCCAAUAACUGAUAGAUUUUCUUAGGAGAACAGGCUCAGAGCUCCAGCAACCCCAUGAAAAGGAUUCGUUCCACAGGGAGCUGGAAGCAGUCUGGCUUUGUGGAAGACCAGAUGCCUUUCUCCUUCUUCCACACCUACUACCCACAGAGGCAGAAAGCAUAGCACGCGUGUCUUAUAUGAAUUAGGAUAAGCAGUCCCAGUGGUAGCUUAUCCUAGACUUGGAAAUAAGCAUUCUCUGUUUCACCACUAGCCUCCGUGCUUCAGAGACCAUAGUCUAAGCCAAACAGAUUCUAAAGUGCCUGAUCGUACCUCCCUUUGGCCUCAGGAAACGAUUUGCUAAUCCUUACAGAAAGAAUCUCCCCCUAAAAGUUCUAUUUGAGGAGGGCUCUUAUUCUUAAGGUCUGCCUCAGAUAUGGAGCCUACCUUGAAACAAGAAACUAUGAAUUCUGUCUUAAGGGAAUGAAGAACACCUCCAGCCCCUGCUCGUCCAAGUGCACCUUUGGCCUUAAAAUCCUGAUGAAUUGGGAGACACCUGUGGACCCCUUAGCUCUGUGUGUCUGUGGGUUGGUCUGAAGGCAGCAACGCGAGUCUCUUGUGAAUAGUGUUUAUAUUUAGAGAUGUUUAUAUUUAAGUAGUUAUUUUAUAAAUAAAAGCAUUUCUAAGGGC
Messenger RNA from Lynx canadensis (Canada lynx), 6391 nucleotides. It is a transcript of the gene DNMBP, whose product is annotated as dynamin binding protein. Lineage: Eukaryota; Metazoa; Chordata; Mammalia; Carnivora; Felidae. Gene Ontology annotation, biological process: intracellular signal transduction. Gene Ontology annotation, cellular component: cytoplasm. The coding region runs from base 218 to 4927 and encodes 1569 amino acids. The record is from RefSeq and is a predicted model, not a curated record. The transcript has 18 exons. Gene Ontology annotation, molecular function: guanyl-nucleotide exchange factor activity; protein binding.